GGAAGGAGGGAAAGAUAGACAGGGGAGACAGACAGGAGGCAGAGAGACGGAGACAAGGAAGCCCCGAAAGAGAGCGCUUCACCUCGACUGACCGUCUGUCGCGUUGCGAAACACCACUCAGCGGUUUGACGGCGGCAAAAUAACUGAAGACGAGAUGUGACUGGCCUUUUCUUGGCUUAUUUCACAACCGAGGGGCAGCAACGUAAACACAGCCGCAGUGAUCCCAUCAUCCCACGCCUUGUGGAUUAAUCCCUUUAUCUAAAGGGAUGCCCUAUUGACUGCUGCUUUCCAACAAAGCCCAUUGAUUACAGCGAGGGUGCUGUAAAGGCCUUGAUCACAGCUAUGUCACUGCAGCAGGAUAUUUCAAGUCACAAAAGAGUACAGUAAAAGACCGACGGGAGUUUCAGCUGUUACAUUUAGAACUUCAGAUUUAUUUUGUUGGGACGUCCGUCUUUCAUUUGUUGCUUUCACUGAUCUGAGUUUUUGCCUAAUUUAAGCAUGCAUUUUUGAUUCACUUGAUUUGUCCAUUUGAACAAGACGCUCUUUCAUCUCUACAGUACACACAACAUAUUCUCUUACCAUGUACGGUAGCUCCCGUUCCAUCUCAAAGCUGGAUGUGGUUGGAUCCAAUGGUAACGGGUCAGUGUCUGGGAGUCCCGGGCGCUCCCCGCGCCUUCCUCGCUCCCCACGACUUGGACACCGGCGAAACAGCAGCAGCAGCUCCGCCGGCGGACUCACUGGGUCCGGUAAAACCCUGUCCAUGGAGAACAUUCAGUCUCUAAACGCCGCCUAUGCUACAGGUGGUCCGAUGUACUUCACCGACACAGCUGAAGACCCCGUUGGCAUUGGGAGCCUGGGCAGUGGGCUGAACCCCUCAUUGCCCAAAAGCACCAUGACCCUUGGCAGAGCUGGGGCCAGGGUCCCCUAUGGGGUCAGGGCAGUCGUCAUGGGGAGCAGUCCUAAUAUAAACACUGGAGGAGGAGGGGGAGCGGUCCUGCCCAGCGAUGCCAUAGCGUUUGGAGGGGAGAUGCAAAACCAGCCCUCACAGGCGGCUACUGUGCCACACUCCAUGAGACAGGUGAGAGAUGGUGCAAUGUCCGACCUGCAGACGCAGUUAAGAGAAGUGCUGAGAGAGAACGAACUACUGCGCCGAGAUCUGGAGGCUAAAGAGUCCAAGUUGAGCUCCUCCAUGAACUCCAUUAAGACAUUCUGGAGUCCAGAGCUGAAGAAAGAGAGGGCGCUGAGGAAGGACGAAGCCACAAAGAUGGCCGUGUGGAAGGAACAGUACCGAGUGGUACAGGAGGAAACACAGCAUUUUCAGUGCACCAUCCAGGCUUUACAAGAUGAGCUCAGAAUCCAGCGAGAUCUCAACCAGCUCCUCCAGUCCGAUUACUCAGAGUCCGGUCUCCUCGGAAACCAGCCCCUCACCCCUCAGGAAAUGACAGAGGAGAACUUCCUGCGCCUCCAUGGCGAGUAUGAGCGACAGCUCAAAGAGCUCUUCCUCCUGAGGAAGACCGUGGAAGAAAUGGAGCUAAGGAUAGACACACAGAAACACACACUAACUGCCAGGGAUGAAUCCAUAAAGAAGUUACUGGAAAUGCUGCAGAGCAAAGGCCUGUCGUCACGGGCAACUGAGGAGGACCAUGAACGAACGAGGCGACUGGCCGACGCUGAGAUGACCAUCCACCAACUGGAGGGCCUGCUGGAGCAAAAAGACAAGGAGAUGCUACAACUCAGAGAGGAGCUGCACAGGAGAUACGAAGCAGCUCCAGAAUCAACCAAGACCAAGGCCUUGCAGACAGUCAUUGAAAUGAAGGACGCGAAGAUCAGCUCGAUGGAGCGCGGCCUGAGAGAGCUGGAGGAAGAGGUGAAUAUGCUCAAGUCCAACGGGGCUCUGAGCAGCGAGGAGAGGGAGGAGGAGAUCAAACAGAUGGAGGUCUACAGAUCCCACUCCAAGUUCAUGAAGAACAAGGUUGAGCACCUGAAGGAAGAGCUAGCGCACAGCCAAUCAGAGAAGGAGGAACUAAGGCAACGAGCCAAUGAGCUUCAGCGGGAGGUGUCUGCAAUGGAACAAGUAAAGCAGGACCUGAGUCGUAAGGACAGCGAGCUGUUGGCUUUCAGGACCAAACUGGAAACUCUGAACAAUCAGUUUUCUGACAGUAAACAGCACGUGGACGUACUCAAGGAGUCACUCACUGCCAAGGAACAGAGAGCCGCUAUACUACAGACUGAAGUGGAUGCUCUUCGUCUGCGUCUCGAGGAAAAGGAAUCCCUCCUCUCUAAAAAGAGUCAACAGAUCUCAGAGCUGACGGAGGAGAAAAGUACUCAGCAUGGAGAGAUCACGGACCUCAAAGACAUGCUGGACGUCAAGGAACGCAAAGUUAAUGUCCUGCAGAAGAAGAUAGAGAACCUCCAGGACCAGCUGAGGGAUAAAGAGAAGCAGCUGAGUGGUCUGAAAGACAGAGUCAAGUCUUUACAGACGGACACCUCAAACACUGACACAGCACUGGGAACACUGGAGGAGGCUCUGGCUGAGAAGGAGCGAAUCAUCGAGCGGUUAAAGGAGCAGCGCGAGAGGGAGGAAAGAGAAAAGGGGGAGGAGGUGGAGUCCACCAAGAAGGAGCUGAAGGAGUUGAGGGAGAAAGUCUCCCAGCUGCAGGCUGACCUGGCUGACCGUGAGACCUCGGUGUUGGAUCUGAAGGAGAAGGCUUCCUCUCUGGCUUCCUCUACUCUGAAGAAGGACAACAGGCUGAAGUGUCUGGAGAUCAGCAUGGAGCAGAAGAGAGAAGAGUGUGUCAAGCUCGAGAACCAACUCAAGAAGGCUCAGAGUGCAGCGGCAGAUUCCCAGGCCAGCACUGAACUCUCCGAACGCAUCUCCUGCCUGGAGCAGGAAGUGGCCCAGCACAAAGAGGAUGCUGGGAAGGCCCAGUCCGAGGUGGAACGGCUCCUGGAGAUCCUGAGGGAGAUGGAGAAUGAGAAGAAUGACAAGGAGAAAAAGAUCCACGAGUUGGAGAGGCAGAUGAAGGACCAGUCGAAGAAGGUGGCCAACCUGAAACACAAGGAGCAGGUGGAGAAGAGCAGGAACGCCCAGCUGAUGGAGGACGCCAAGAAGAGGGAGGACAAUCUGAACGAGAGCUCCCAGCAGAUUAAGGACGCCCUCCGUCAGAAAGAGGAGCGCAUUGAGGAGCUGGAGGAGGCGCUGAGGGAAAGCGUUCAGAUCACAGCGGAGAGGGAGGUGGUGCUCGCCCAGGAGGAGCAGGCACGCACACAGUCUGAGAAACAGGUGGAGGAUCUGCUGGUUGCCAUGGAGAAGGUGAAACAGGAACUGGAGGUGAUGAAAGCCAAGCUGUCAUCAACUCAGCUCUCACUGGCCGAGAAGGAAGGUCACCUGACCGCCCUGCGGGCCGAGAGGCGGAAGCACCUGGAGGAGGUCCUGGAGAUGAAGCAAGAGGCGCUGCUGGCAGCCAUAAGUGAGAAAGACGCCAACAUCGCCCUGCUGGAGCUCUCCUCGUCCAAGAAGAAGAAAACCCAGGAAGAGGUGGCAGCUCUGAAGAGGGAGAAGGACAGUCUGGUUCAUCAGCUCAAACAGCAGACUCAGAACCGUAUGAAGCUGAUGGCGGACAACUACGAGGACGACCACCUGAAGGUGUCCUCCCCAAACUCAGAGCUGCCCAACAAUCACAAACCCUCCCCAGACCAGAUUCUCUCUCCUCUCCUGGAUCUCAAUCAGAAUCGCAGCAAACUGAAGCUGUACAUCAGUCACCUGACCUCACUGUGUCAGGAGCGAGACCCAAUCAUACUGCAGGACUUCGCCCCGCCCCCUGCCUAUCACCGCUCUGACUCCGCCUCCUGGCAUACGCAGCUGCACAGCAUGACGCAGGAACAGUUGGAGGCGGAGUUAGCGCUGUGCGAGAGGGAGGGGGCGGAGCUCCAGGAGUACGCCAAUCAGGUCCUGCAGCAGAUCGCCGACCGAUGCCCCGACAUUCUGGAACAGGUGGUCAACGCUCUGGAGGACAGCUGCUGACACUCGAGUGCAUGCGCGCCGACAGAAGCAGACAUAAGCUGACGUACAUACAUGAACGAGCACGCAGAAGCAGAAAGCAGCUCAACACUCACCAACAUCAGAAGUCUCCAGAAAGCCCCCCCGAUACACAAACUCACAGCGUCGCACCUGAGGACGAAGACUCUGCUCCACCUGCUCUUCUUCACCCAUCUCACCUUCACAAAAGGAGAUCUACAGAAAAAAAAAAAAAAAGCAAAACUCUUCUGCCGUGUUUUUUGUCGUCUAAUUUUGAACAAACAGUGGGGGGAAAUAUUGUUCACUUCAAAUGCAAGGUAGCUGACAAACAGUUGAUGUAUGUCAAGAUGUGUUUUUCCGAACUCCCCCGAUACAGAAGCGCUCGCCAUCAGCAGCGGCCAUCUUGCCUCCUUCCAGGCGAUCUGGAGUCGGAUCUGCGAUCGUUGACUACGGAGGGAGAGAGAGAGAAAAAAAAAAAGAUUUUCAGACUGUAUAAAAGUGGUGAGAGUCAGUUGAGGUUAGCAGGUUGCUUCUGAUGCCAGGCUUACACGCUGUUACCACAUCGUUAUUUGAUUGGUUCAGAUACAAAAGUGUGUUUAUUUCAGCUGCCUUUGAUUCUUUACAUCAUUUGCUGCUAUCUUUUUCUCUUUUUCUGUCUCACAUCUGAUGAAACGUCCCAACUCGCAGCGUCUUUCAGCAGUAAUCUGGACAUAGUUGUGUAAAUUGUAUAGAGAGGAUUUUAAUUAACGGAAACACGGCGUUCGUCAGGGGAACGAGACACUUUCAUGUUUUUGGGUUGUUUUUUUUUGUCCGUGAUUGAUGAAAGGCAAAAACUAGAGUAAAUCUCGCAGAGCUCCCUUUAUUAAACACAGCAGUGUAGAUGUUUUUGCGUUUCUUUGUCCAGUUAUGGCAUCUAUGCUGAAUCUUUUACCCUUUUGUGACAAUCCCUUUAGAGUUCACACGUUUCUCUCACUGAAACAUCUUUUGUUGCUGUUUUUUCUCGGGAAGGAGGGAAUAUGAAAUAAUUGCUCUAUAUUUUUUUGCCUUUGCUAAUAUAUAUAAACACUAAUCUUGUUUUAUUGAAUAUCUCGUCAUGUAUUGGUUGGUAUGUUACAUAAUGUGUUUUUUUCUGUGUGUGUGUGUGUGUGUGUGUGAUUUGCAAGUAACCGCAGAUGUGUUCCAUGAGACUGUUACUGGGAACGUCUACUGCACCUACAUGAGGUUCUGUGUCCACCGGGAACAUUUCCUCCCAAUCAGUUCCUUGUUCUCGUUGUUUACAGUGGAAAUGACAGUCUGAUGCAUGUUUCCCGCAGCGCUGGCAGCCUUCGCAUGACUUUAAAUGCUUACAGCGCCGAGCACGAGAGGUUCAAAUUGUUUCAGCUUCAAUCAAAGGCUCCUGUAAUGGGUUUUCUUUUUUCUUUUUUUCUUUUUUUAAGUCUUGUACAGUCGUGAGUGCUGGAGCCGUGAGCGGCCACAUGCAACUGUUUAGCGCUGCAAAAGAAAAGAAAUACCUGGUGGACACAAAGCCUGAAGAUGGAGAUUAACGCUGAACGCUCACAUCUGAUUUUACACCAUCGUUUCUGAACGGGCUGAAAAAAAAAGGUUCCUUUUCAGCCCCAAAGCUAAAAAAACACCACAUGGGUGCGAAGGAGGAGUUUCAUUCCAAAACAUGGCAAGUCUGUUUUUUCUGUGCAGGUUCCUCGAACGUUUAAAGUUUGAAAGUGUUAAAAGCUUUAAUGAUCACGAAGGUCUGAGAGAAAGACAGUUUGGAUUAUUUUGGAAUGAAAGUCCGUCGGAUAUGAGCUGGCGUUGUGAAUCCGGUAUUUUGUCUGUUUUAUACUGACCACGUUUUGUCUUUGGUGACGACUGGGACUCACCGUGACUUUGCUGUGGAUUGAAAAUGGGAUUGAGAGAAUGGAAUAAAAUAUGGAUUUAUCUUUAUUUUGUUGUGAAAAAUAUUCUUUCUGUCAUUUAAUCCGACUCAGUAACGUCAGAUGUCUGCCUGCGAC
Messenger RNA from Chelmon rostratus (copperband butterflyfish), 6027 nucleotides. RefSeq names its product ELKS/Rab6-interacting/CAST family member 1-like. The transcript is spliced from 22 exons. Gene Ontology annotation, cellular component: cytoskeleton of presynaptic active zone. The coding region runs from base 581 to 4024 and encodes 1147 amino acids. The record is from RefSeq and is a predicted model, not a curated record. Gene Ontology annotation, molecular function: structural constituent of presynaptic active zone. NCBI's taxonomy places the organism in Eukaryota, Metazoa, Chordata, Actinopteri, Chaetodontiformes, Chaetodontidae. Gene Ontology annotation, biological process: maintenance of presynaptic active zone structure; neuromuscular synaptic transmission; regulation of synaptic plasticity.